AUGGCAGUCGAGAAAUUUGGUCUCCACCUCAAGACAAUUCUCAAGGCGAAACACAUCGAGGCUAUCUACGAACUCUGGGGGUCGAUUAUGCCGUCGAAAUUGAACUUCCUGAAGACGGCGAAACUCGCGAAACUCCGGAGACCGGGGUACUGUGGAGCCUAUAUGUCGCAUUUCGAGGACGACAGCUUAUCAUUUCCUCUUCCUCGUUUUCUUCUUGAGGCGUUGGUGGAGCUUAAGAUGUCGUUUACCCAAAUGGCGCCUAACUUUUUUCGCUAUUUCUUGGCCUCCUGGGUCCGAGCUCAGGAGGAAGGUCUUGAGUUCGGCCUCAGGGAGUUGAAGCAAUUGUUCGCUAUAAAGCGGAACAAUGGCUUUCCUGGCACGAUGAUUCUUGCUCCUCGCUCUGGUCGUGUUAUUAUUGAAGGCAUUCCCAAUAAAGAUGAUCGAUGGAGAGAAAAGUUCUUUGUUUUUAAGGUUAACCCGACGUCGGUCGGGGAUUUUGAUUUUGAGAGGAUCCCUAGGGAAUGGUCCGACGACAUUGAGCCCUUCGGCCCUGCGCCCAUGACUCCCGAGCUUCGUGGGUUAAUGGAUACUUUGCGACGUGGUAGUCCUCGAUGGCUCGCUUUUACUCAUGACCGAAUUCGAACUGCUUAUGCUCUCCCACACCGCCGGGUCUCGAUUCUAAAUCCUUCGAGGGUCGUUUUGUUUUUAGGGAAUAAGGAGAAGGAGGUGUUGCUCGAUCGUCCUGAUGAGUCUUCUGAGGUCGGGUCGUUAGAGCGAGCUGAAAAAGUUCAGCGCGGGCCGGUUCUUAGAUCGAGGUUGCAGGCUCAGUCUCCUGGCCUUCUGGCUAGGCCGGUGUCGAUUGCUAUCCCUGCCGGCGGGACUCGUAAGGCAUUGGAUAACUCGGCGAGUUCUGCUGGCGAUCGAGCUCUUAACGACGAGGUCGAUUCAUUGACUCACCGACGUCGACGUCGGGUCUUGGAGGAGAUUAACACUGUGACUUCGGGGUCAUCGAGCUCGGGACUUCCUCCACUGUUACGCGUUUCUGGUGAAUGUACUUCGCGGAUUAACCCUGGCCUCCGUUUUUCGAACGUGCCCGAAGCCUCUUCGUGGGCGUUUUCAUAUGAUAACGAGAUUCUUAUCCUUGAGAACCCCGAUUCCCUCGCUGCGAUCUGGCGUAAGAUCAGAGCGGAAGGAUGCGAGCUCCCUUCUCUGGAGCGUAUGCGAGAGCGUGAUGCCUAUGUUCGGAUGGUAGUUUCGAAUGCCAAGGCUAUGGAGGCGAGCAACGAAUACGCCGCUUUAAUGGAGGGGCGAUUGGCUAAUUUUCCAAGUAAGGAGGAGAUCGCGGGUCAUCUUCUCACGAUCCAACAGCUUCGAGGUGAGUUGGAGGUUGCUCGGGAGGCGGACAGGCAGCGGGAAGCGGAGAUUGAGGAGUCGAAGAGGAAGUUGGCUGCUGCUGAGGCAGAGAAGGUCGCUAUUCAAAGCGAUCUUAACUCGAUGAAGGAGAAGCAUAGGCGAGAGAUCGAAGGUCGAGAUAGGCAAGCUCGCAAAGAGCGCCACCUUGCUCGUCUCGCUCUUGCUCGAGAAUAUGAUGGGGUUCUGGCUGUAGUGAAGAACAAGUUGGAGCAGAAGAAAAAGGAAACGGCUGCGGAAAUUCGUUUGCAACAGGUGCGAGCUCGUAUUGAGGCUUUGACUGAGUAUAAUGAGGGUGGCUUCGAGCUCGAGGUGGAGUUGGAGCGUCUUAAAGACCUGGAUAUUUCGCUCGAAGUUGAUUACGGUCUUGCUUUGGUGUCGGACCCUUCUCUUAGUCGCCUCGAUCUUCCUGAGAUUUCUGGAGAUUCGGUCAGUUAG
Brassica oleracea var. oleracea is the source of this 1848-nucleotide messenger RNA. RefSeq lists its product as uncharacterized. The transcript has 4 exons. Lineage: Eukaryota; Viridiplantae; Streptophyta; Magnoliopsida; Brassicales; Brassicaceae. The record is from RefSeq and is a predicted model, not a curated record. Bases 1 to 1848 code for a protein of 615 amino acids.